GCUUUCUGGAGAGAUACUGACGGAAUCCUCCAGCAGGCAUCUUGCAGAAGUCCUCAGGAAAAGCCAGAGAUUGAACGUAUUAUACUUGUCCCUCAAGAACCCAGAUGAUAAAGCAAUGGAAGUGCUAUGUGAGGGUCUGAAUCAUCCAGAAUGUGCAAUAAAAACGCUUCAGCUUUCUGGAGAGAUACUGACCGAAUCCUCCAGCAGGCAUCUUGCAGAAGUCCUCAGAAAAAACGAGAGAUUGAAUAGAUUAGACAUGUCCCUCAGGAAUCUAGAUGACAAAGCAAUGGAAGUGCUAUGUGAGGGUCUGAAACAUCCAGAAUGUGCAAUAGAAACGCUUGAGAUUUCUGGAGAGAUACUGACCAAAUCCUCCAGCAGGCAUAUUGCAGAAGUCUUCAGGAAGAACCAGAGAUUGAAU
Messenger RNA from Pseudonaja textilis, 418 nucleotides. The record is from RefSeq and is a predicted model, not a curated record. NCBI's taxonomy places the organism in Eukaryota, Metazoa, Chordata, Lepidosauria, Squamata, Elapidae.